This is a messenger RNA of Acanthamoeba castellanii str. Neff, 672 nucleotides long. RefSeq names its product RWD domain containing protein. Lineage: Eukaryota; Discosea; Longamoebia; Acanthamoebidae. The coding region runs from base 1 to 672 and encodes 223 amino acids. Gene Ontology annotation, molecular function: protein binding. The record is from RefSeq and is a predicted model, not a curated record. Gene Ontology annotation, biological process: cytoplasmic translation. The transcript has 8 exons.
AUGGAUCCGGAAGUUGCGGAGGAGCAGGCCAUGGAGAUGGAGGCCCUUCAGGCCAUCUACAUGGAAGAUAUUGAAGUGCUGGGUUCGUCGCCGCAUGAGUUUCAAAUCAAAUUGGUGCCCGAUGGCAGCGACUCUCUACCGGGAGUGAUCCUGAAGGUCACGUUCACGCCACGCUACCCAAAAGAGGCGCCGCAGCUCGAGGUGACCCCGCUGCGCAACAUCGACGCUGAUUCAUGCGCCAGCCUACGAGACCAGCUCGAUGCGGAGGCUCUUCAAAACCUGGACAUGGCCAUGGUGCUCACGUUGGCCCAGAUGGCCAAGGGCCAGCUGCGCAUGUCACGCACCAUUCGCAUCCUCACGGAAUGGCUCGAGAACAUCAAGGACGAACUGGCGCGCAAGGCCAGGGAGCGAGAGGAGCGAGCCCGGCUGCAAGAGUACGAGGAGGAGCAGGCGCAGCAGAUCAUCCAGGAGCGUAAGUUCCAGGCCGGCACGCCAGUCAACCCCACCACUUUUGCCGAGUGGAAGGCCAAGUUCGAACUCGAGACGAAAUCAAGCAAGCUGCGCACGGCUACGGAGGAGGAGAAGCGACUCUCAGGGCGGCAAUUGUUCGAGAUCGAUGCGUCGCUGUUCGCCUACGACGACAUCGACGAGGAGGAGCUGCCCGAGUUUUGA